AUGGGUAAGAAGCAAGCGUCUCCCGCCUACGUCCUUGGCGUGGGCAUGACCAAGUUCAUCAAGCCUCGUGGCAAGGUCGACUACCAUGAGCUCGGUUAUGAGGCCGGUAUCAAGGCCAUGCUGGAUGCUCACAUCAACUACGACGAUGUCGACCAGGGUGUGGCUUGCUACGUCUACGGUGACAGCACCUGCGGUCAGCGCGUCUUCUACCAGUUCGGUCUGACCCAGAUCCCCAUCUACAACGUCAACAACAACUGCUCCACCGGUUCGACGGGUCUCGCCAUGGCCCGCACCAUGGUCUCCCACGGUGCCGCCGAUUGUGUCCUCGUCGUCGGGUUCGAGAAGAUGAACCCGGGAAGUCUCCAGUCCGUCUACAACGACCGGGAGAACCCCACCGGUCUGUUCGGUAUGAUGAUGGCCGAGACUCGUGGUGUCACCAACGCCCCCGGCGCGGCGCAGAUGUUCGGCAAUGCUGGUCGUGAAUACAUGGAGAAGUACGGCGCUAAGAACGAAGAUUUCGCCGAGAUCGGUCGCAUCAACCACGAGCACUCCAAGCGCAACCCCUACUCGCAGUUCCAGACCGAAUAUACCCUGGAGCAGGUCAUGAAGGCUCCCAUGAUCCACGAACCUCUCACCAAGUUGCAGUGCUGCCCCACCUCCGAUGGCGCUGCUGCCGCCGUUGUGGUCUCCCAGGAGUUCCUGGAUGCCCGGCCCCACCUCAAGGAUCAGGCCAUUCUCAUCGCCGGCCAGCAGCUCGCCACGGAUAACAGCACCCUCUACAACCGCAGCUCCAUUGACCUCAUGGGCUUCGGCAUGUCCCGAGCUGCCUGCCGUGCCGCAACCAAGGAAGCGGGUGUGAGCCCCAAGGACAUCAAGGUGUGCGAGCUGCACGACUGCUUCUCUGCCAACGAGAUGAUCACCAUCGACGCCCUGGAGUUGUGCGAACCUGGUAAGGCGCACGAGAUGGUCCGCAAGGGAGACAUCACCUAUGGAGGCAAGAUGGUCAUCAACCCCUCCGGUGGUCUGAUCUCCAAGGGUCAUCCCCUAGGCGCCACCGGUCUCGCUCAGUGUGCCGAGCUGGUCUGGCACCUGCGUGGCUGGGCCAACAACCGUGCCGUGGAGGGCACCGACGCCUGCCUGCAGCACAACCUGGGUCUCGGCGGUGCCGUCGUCGUCACGGUGUACAAGCGCGCGGACGGAAAGGUCGCGGUGCCGGUGCCGAGCGAUGUGGUGGCCAAGAUCACCGGUCUGGGAUACAACCCGGCCGUGGAGGCCAAGGGGUUCACUGCCGAGCAGGCGCGGUCGGUGAUGAGCAAGAAGGCCAGCUCAGAGUACGCUCUGUCGGAUACCCAGGAGCGAGUGCUGGCCCGGUUCUAA
This is a messenger RNA of Aspergillus terreus NIH2624, 1377 nucleotides long. Its product is annotated as putative sterol carrier protein. Lineage: Eukaryota; Fungi; Ascomycota; Eurotiomycetes; Eurotiales; Aspergillaceae. Gene Ontology annotation, molecular function: acyltransferase activity, transferring groups other than amino-acyl groups. The transcript is spliced from 2 exons. The record is from RefSeq and is a predicted model, not a curated record. The coding region runs from base 1 to 1377 and encodes 458 amino acids.